AUGGAUCAACAUCAAAGUCAAGGUUCAGAUGAACUUGCUCAGAAGAAACGUAAAGUAGACGAUAUUACUAAUGAUAAAGAUAAUACUAACACAAAAACGGUACCGAGAGGUAUACAUAGAUCGAUAUCACCACCUCCAUUGCGAAGACGUAGGAUAGGAAGUCCCAAGCCGGUGAUGCUUGAGGAGGAAGAAAGUCCUAACCGGAAAGAAGUCGAUCAAAAGCCGGUUGAAUUGUCCGAGCAAGAUUUGAUGGAUAGCAAGAAUUCAGUGCUUGAACAUACAAAGCGAGGGGUGGUGAAGUCGCCAUUCCAGCUUACAACAAUUCGAGAUCUGCCCGCCUCAUCCAACGUGGACGCUGUAUCGCUAAGAGACAUUCUUGGUGAUCCCUUGAUAUCAGAAUGUUGGGAGUUCAAUUAUUUACAUAACCUUGACUUUCUUAUGGAACAAUUUGAUGAGGAUGUACGAAAUCUCGUCAGAGUUAACGUGAUUCAUGGUUUUUGGAAAAGGGAGGAUCAAUCCAGACUUAAUCUCGCGGAACAAGCCUUGAAAUAUCCUAAUAUCAAGCUUCUCACGGCGUAUAUGCCUGAGAUCUCUAUGGAAAUCCCCCAUCUUCCUCUUCUCGGCCCAGAGAAGCCAACCCCAAUUGAACCCUUCAAAAUAGGCUCAGGUCAAAAAUUCAAGUUAGAUCUUCUCAACUACUUACGAGCUUAUGAUACUAAAAGAAUCAUUUGCAAACCAUUAGUCGAACAACUGCUCAAAUACGAUUUCUCUGAGAUAAAAGCAGCCUUAAUAGGCAGCGUACCAGGAAAACAAGGAAUCGAGAUCUCUCCAUCACAAACCGCAUGGGGUUGGGCCGGCCUCACCAACGCUCUCAAAUCCGUCGCAUGCUACCACGACGCUCAACCAGAAAUAGCGAUUCAAAUAUCCUCCAUAGCAUCUCUAGGACCAACAGAUAAAUGGUUAACACACUUUCUCAAAGCCCUUAACACAUCCAAAUUUCCGAGGAAAACGAAUCCAAAAUUCAGAAUUAUUUUCCCGACUGCAGAUGAGGUCAGAAGGAGCAUAAAUGGUUACGCAUCUGGCAAUGCUAUUCAUACCAAAAUCCUCACACCAGCUCAAGAAAAACAAUUGGCGUAUCUAAAACCGAUGCUUUGUCAUUGGGCUGGCGAUGGCGCUCAACAUUCUUCUCCAUCGUCAUCACCAUCUAACUCCCCUUCUCAAUCCUCUACUCCCUCAGAACCAAAAAUCCAAGAAGCAUACCGCAAACGUGCAGCUCCUCACAUAAAAACUUACAUCCGCUUCAGUUCAGAUACAAGUUCAAAUUCUUCGUCUCAAAGAUCAAUAGAUUGGGUGCUCGUCACUUCGGCCAACCUCUCCAAACAAGCAUGGGGCGAACCGCUCAAUUCAGCAGGCGAAGUUCGAAUCUGUAGUUAUGAGAUCGGAGUGCUGGUGUGGCCUGACUUGUGGGGGAAAAAGCAGAGUGGGAAGAAGGUCAAGAUGGUGCCGUGUUUUGGGAGCGACACACCUUUUAUGUCUUCUGUCUCUUCUCAUUUGGAGAUAGUCGAUGAAGAGAAGAUGGAGAUCAAGGGAGAAGAGGAAAUUGGAAAGAGGAGAAAAGAUGAUGGCCGAAAGGAGGAGGACCAGGAAGAAAGCAACACGAUAAUAGUAGGCGCACGAAUGCCCUACGAUCUUCCUCUAGUCCCAUACGGCAAAGACGAUAUCCCAUGGUGUGCGAGUGCAUCAUAUAGCGAACCGGAUUGGAUGGGGAAUACGUGGAAGACAUAA
Botrytis fragariae is the source of this 1785-nucleotide messenger RNA. Its product is annotated as putative tyrosyl-dna phosphodiesterase protein. Gene Ontology annotation, molecular function: single-stranded DNA binding; 3'-tyrosyl-DNA phosphodiesterase activity; double-stranded DNA binding. The transcript is spliced from 3 exons. The record is from RefSeq and is a predicted model, not a curated record. Gene Ontology annotation, biological process: double-strand break repair; single strand break repair. NCBI's taxonomy places the organism in Eukaryota, Fungi, Ascomycota, Leotiomycetes, Helotiales, Sclerotiniaceae. The coding region runs from base 1 to 1785 and encodes 594 amino acids. Gene Ontology annotation, cellular component: nucleus.